Messenger RNA from Hibiscus syriacus, 520 nucleotides. RefSeq lists its product as uncharacterized. Lineage: Eukaryota; Viridiplantae; Streptophyta; Magnoliopsida; Malvales; Malvaceae. The transcript has a single exon. The record is from RefSeq and is a predicted model, not a curated record. The annotation marks the transcript as partial.
UCCUAUUAUUCUUUGAUCAGCUGCGCCCCCAGAGCCAACUCUUUUAACUAUUUAUUUACUGAGCGUGAGACUGAGAAGAAGAGGGGAAUUGUGGGGGUGGAGCUGGGGAAUAUGGCGAUAUCCGAUGCGGUGAUUGGGAAUUUGAUGAUGAUAUACUUAGCAGUGAUAGCGAGGAUAAAGGCAUAUGGUUUGGUGAGUGGGCGGAGCUUUGGCGGUGGGUUCGUGCUGAUUGUGUUGAGUACGGUGGUGGGUGUCAUCUUGGUCGGCACGCCGACGUGGGACGUCAUCCGUAAAGUCAAUUACGCGAUAUCCGGCGAUCAAGCCGCUUCGGUACACGUUCGAGAGAUGUGCAGGGGGGGUAUUUGCUGGCACGGCGUCGCUGUUCGUUCGCCCGCCUCUCAGGUCCGGUUCAGGAUCCCCCAACAAAUUCCGUACCGUUUGUAAAAUUCAAUUUUAAUUUUGCAAAAAAAGAAAAAUAAUAAUAAAGCUGUAAGAUAAAAGCGUGUUUUGUUUUUGUGAU